AGCUUUUUUUUAUUGCAUUUCAAACUAUUACCCCGAUAUGAAAAAAGAGGAAGUAAACAGACGCGAGAAUGUGUCUUUAACUCUCCGCCCCUCCUCCUCCGGGGAGGAGAACUGUGACGUCACCCGGCCGCGCAGCCAAUCGGCGGGCAGAACGCUCAGGCUGGAGGAGCGACUCCGUGCCGUCCGUGCAGGUGGCUGCGUGUAUGCGUGUGUGAGAGCGUGUGCGUGCGUGUGUGUGUCUGAAUGCCAACAAGUUGAUAUUUUUUUUUAUUUUUAUUUUUUAUUUUAUUUUUUUCUUCCCCCCCCUCACACACACACACACACACACAAACAUCUUUGAAUUAAAAGCUCCGGAAGUAAGCCGGGGAGACGGUGAGAGAGGCAUCCUCCUCCAGAGCCGCCCGAGGAUCCUGGGAGGAGGAAAAACAAGACUUUCCACAACACCGGAGACUCCAAUGAACUCGAAGAUAACAAGUCCGCUCCGCGCAGCCUCCGGAGCCCAGCCUCCUGUCACCGUGCGGAGGGUCGGGCUGUCCUCCUCCACACACUGAGACGACUUGGAGCGAGAGUGUUGCAGCUGCUCGAGCCCCCUUGUAGUUUUUUUUAGGGGGGGGGGUUUGUUGUUGUUGUUGUUGUUGUUGUCAGUUUUUCUAUUCCAGUAAUAGUCCCGCGUGCCUUUCUUCUCUUAUGAAAGCUACACAGGAAGAAAAAAAAAAAAAAAUGCUUAAGACGCUGACGAAGAAGCUAAGAAGACACUCACUCAACGAGAUCCAUCCUUUCCAAGUGAAGAUUUCUUACCAUGGCAGUGGAGAAGGAGGGGAGAGUGACGACUCAGAGGGGGAGAACCAGGAGCUUGCACAGAUUGACAGAGAGAGACGGAGAAACUGUGGCCUCACACCCUUGGCCACCAGCCAGCAGCACAACCAGGGUCCCCUCUCUCCAGCCCGGUUAAGACGCCUUCGCCUCCUCUUAGACGCCAAUCUGGAUCGCCACUCCUCAGAGGAGGAGCUGGAGCGAAUCAGCCGCGGCGACAACAGGAAGUGGGUCUCGUCGCUUCCCCAGCGCCAUGGCGACCACCACAGCAGCGCCUCCAGCGACGAGGAGGUGCGGGACCUCUGCGGCUGCGGGUCACCGGCAGCCUCCGCCAGGCCGCUGGUCGAGCCUGGCGCCUGCCUGGCCGCCUCCCCGAGCCCCGUGCUCUUCAGCUCCAGUCCACCGCGUAGCCUCAAGCCACCCCCCAUGCGUUUUCAGCUGCAGGUAGUGCAGCCGGUGGUGCGGCCCAUCAUCUUGACCCACUUUGACCAGUCAGCACCUUAUAGGAAGUAUCGGCACAGUUACGGCGGAGAGCCGGGGAGGCCCAGUCUGGAUCUGGAGAAAAUGCAACAGAAAAUGCUGCUGAAAAAGAACUGUGGUGGCAAAACGCGGACUAUAAAGAUUCGGAAUCUGACGGGCAGUCGUCCUCCGCCCAGGUACACCUACGAUCCCUCCAUCUUUGCCUUCCGCUCCCUGAGCGCGGUGCCCCCCUGCAGCCCGCUGACCCUGUCUGAGGAUCCUACCUGCUCGUAAAGACGUUCAACCAUCGCCGGAUAAUCCUCUCCUCUCCUCUCCCCUUCUCUCUUCAUUCCCAGACGGCUGUUUUUUUUUUCUUUUCUUUUUUUUUUUGUGGCUUCUGCGGCGAGUCCAGAGCAAGACUCUUUAUGAAAGUGACCGCUAGAAAAGACGUUUGUUCGACGGUAAAACUAUUGCACACUCAGGUAAUCCCACCCUGUAAAACAAAGAUGUCACUUUUUGAUCAUUGUUCCCCCCCCCGGGAACAUUCAGAGGAUAGAAAUGGGCCUAAACACGCCAUUUCUAAGGACGCUUCAGGUAUUGCUUAUGACUCUGAAAAGGACACAUUGAUUGGACGAUUCAGAAACAAACAUGGACUGCGGGUCUAAAGGUGGUACGAGGGGACGAGGCGAAGCGUUUUUGAAACCUGAUUUUAGUUCUGGGUUAAUCAACAUUCAUGGGAAAAAAAUGCAUGUAAGACAAUCAAACGGUUCCAAGGUUUCCUCCUUUGAUGUGAUUACUGGACAUCUUGUAAGGUUCUUGGUAACUUCAUAUAGUAAACAUGGCCAUAUCGUGUUAUUGUUGAGACAAACAGACAGUGGUCACAUUCGUCCGUCUGAAAGUACUUCUUCUUUGGAUGUGUUAUUGAAUAUGCAGGUCGAGACGCGCUACGACAAACAUGUAUGACGUGUGUGUAGUCGACCAGCCGACCUUUGACCUUUUUGACGAUGUACAUUUUCUUAAUGAAUUUGUCACCUAUAGUCCAGGUCAGAGUCAAGUACUUGUAUCCUCUCUCCUUGCAUGAAUUCCACUGUUUGUGCAGAAAGAGAAGGUAUGCGGAGGUAAGGACGUACGAGAAUAGUUCGCCGCACAUUUGGCAAUUGUAACCGGUGCUGUGUUACGCACAGCCUCUUUGUAGUGUGCCAUUUAUUUUCCAAUAUUGUACCUCAUUACUUUUUUAGGUAGAAGAGGACCACGCUGUUGUAUCUAAGACAGCCCAAGAUCUAAAGAUCUCUUAAUGCCUUGAAAUCACAUUCCUGUUGUAUUGAAUGAAACUUGAGUUCUCGGCUCGUGAAAUGAGCCGAUCAGUUCAAUAAACGCAACGACCCCCUUUACACCUUGCGGGAAAAAUCUGUUUUGGCCAAUCAAAAUAUCAAUGAGCUAGUGCUCGGUGCGCUAGAAGGCUUCCGCUCCGUCCAUGUGGCCCUCCUUAGAAAAACAGCGUCGUUUUAGAGGCUGAUCUGUCCACGCAUCCUCCCCAUCCCUUAUGCAACACGCGGAGGCUUCCUCUCAGCCCUUUCAGACACCGGAGACACAAAUUAAUACCCCGGUGUUGUCAAAUCAUAUCUAGAUACAAUCUGGAUACACAUUUCAACGCACGGUGUAAAGCGGGUCUCUGUCACCACUGUAACUAAGAUUCCGCCGAAGUGAAUGUAACUUUGUGACAUGUUUCGGUCCAUUGUUGCACAAAAUGAAUCAAUAAAUGCCCUGUGGCCUCUUGUUCAGGAGGAGAUUUUUGAUUCUGAUGAAUAUACAAUACAUAUUGU
This is a messenger RNA of Anoplopoma fimbria (sablefish), 3095 nucleotides long. RefSeq lists its product as uncharacterized. Lineage: Eukaryota; Metazoa; Chordata; Actinopteri; Perciformes; Anoplopomatidae. The transcript is spliced from 5 exons. The coding region runs from base 688 to 1566 and encodes 292 amino acids. The record is from RefSeq and is a predicted model, not a curated record.